ACCACAAGACCUCCUCCUACUAACCACAACAGCAGCAUGUACAACAACAGCAGCAACCACCAGGACAAACCACUCUACAUCGGACUAACACCCAUCAAGUCAUCCUCGCCUCCACCCCAGCCCAUAGGAACACCACCAACAACAGACGAAGGAUUUGCUUAUUCGACCCUACUCAGGCGAGCUGAAGACGAAACCCUACUCAGAACAUCCCACCAUCACCACCAUCAUCGACUGCCCAGCCCAACCACCUCAACAUUCCCCCAUCAUAAAGCCCAUCCGACAACCCAGGACGACCCUCAAAACCCUUCUUCAUCCUCCUUCUAUGCCUCCGCCACCCCAUCCGCACACUAUUCAGUCCAAUCGAUCGACCAGGUAGUCCAACAGUUCAACACCCAUCCCGUCAAAGGAUUACCCUCCCAGUCCGUACCCGCCAUCCGUGGAAUUCACGGCCCAAACGAGUUCCAGGUCGAUGCUAGAGAAUCCGUCCUGAAAAAAUUCCUCGCUCAGUUCUACGAGAGUCCGCUGAAUCUCCUGCUAUUAGGAUCAGCAGCCGUCAGUUAUAUCGUCGGUAACACGGAUGAUGCUAUCAGUAUUACUGCUGCCAUCGUAAUCGUAGUCACAGUGGGUUUCAUUCAAGAGCAACGAUCUGAGAAAUCACUGGCGGCUCUGAACAAAUUGGUACCACAUUAUUGUCAUCUAACACGAGAUGGUCAGCCACAAACCUUACUCGCCAACGUCCUCGUCCCAGGGGACUUGGUCACCUUCUCCGUCGGCGAUCGGAUUCCAGCAGACCUGAGACUGAUCAAAGCCACUCAACUUGAGAUCGAUGAAAGCUCGAUGACAGGGGAGACCAAGCCGAUGAAGAAACAAGUCGAUCGGAUCCAGGUCGAAGGUCGGCUACCCGAUAUCUCCGAACGAACUAACGUGGCACUCAUGGGUACCCUGGUCAAGAACGGCAACGGCGCUGGGAUUGUCGUUGGAACUGGCUCUCAAACUGAGUUCGGUGUCGUCUUUGGGAUGAUGCAAGAGGUCGAAGAACGAAAGACACCCCUGCAGUUAUCGAUGGACGAAUUAGCUAAGAAACUUAGUGCAAUCUCAUUCGCCGUCAUCGCCGUCAUCUGCCUAAUUGGAUUAUGGCAGAAACGCAGUUGGCUGGAGAUGUUUACAGUUGGGGUCUCACUUGCCGUUGCCGCCAUUCCAGAAGGAUUGCCGAUCGUAGUCACCGUCACUUUAGCGUUAGGUGUUUUGAGGAUGUCGAAACGGAAAGCGAUCGUCAAGAAAUUACAUUCAGUCGAAACUCUCGGCUCAGUUUCAGUGAUAUGUUCUGACAAAACUGGAACUCUCACGACCAAUCAGAUGACCGUCACUCAAAUCUUUACGAUCGAUGAUGGUCUGAAAACCGUCCAAUCCCUGACUGAGCCCAAUAUGCACAUGCUCAAAAUCUCAGAUGUGAUCCUCAAAACGCUUGAGAUCGCCAACCUCUGUGUGAAUGCUUAUCGAAAUCAGGAUGGGACUAAUGUUGGUACGAGCACUGAGGUGGCCCUCCUGAACGUGCUAACGAUUUUGGGGGUCGAAGAUUGUCGACCACUGUUCAAUCGGAAAUCUGAGACUCCGUUCACAUCUGAGGCUAAGUACUCAUCUGUUGUCGGCUCAUUCAAAACAACUGACUCGAGACCAUCCAACGCACCGCUCUCACCCCGAAGCAGUCGAUCAACUCAAUCAAUGAUCACUGAUCCCGACACCCACUACUUGAUUGGUGCCCCGGAGGUCGUCCUUUCUCGGUGCAAGUUCUAUCUCAAAUCUGACUCAGUCACCACCAGCUUAGACGAGGAUGGGGCUCGAGCUAAGAUCACCCAACAAGCUGAAAAGAUGGCCAAAUCGGGCCUCCGAGUCUUAGCCAUGGCCUACGGAUUUGACUCCAAUAACAUGAUCUUCACUGGAUUACAAGGAAUGACCGAUCCGCCUCGAAAGGGAGUCUCAACUGCCAUUGCUUCACUUCAAAAGGGAGGCGUACAUGUCGUUAUGAUCACGGGAGACUCAGAGUUCACGGCCACAGCGAUCUCACGAGAGCUGGGAAUUCUGACCAAUUCGGGUAUCUCGAGCUGUCUGACUGGGCAAGAGAUUGAUCGACUGACUCCUCGUCAGUUGAUCGACCGGGUCAAGGGGACUUCGGUGUUUGCCCGAGUGACGCCACGACACAAGAUGUCGAUCAUCGAGGCCUUUCAAUCCACUGGAUCCGUCGUCGCCAUGACCGGCGAUGGGGUUAAUGAUGCACCGGCUCUAAGGAUGGCCGAUAUCGGGAUCUCGAUGGGGAAAGGCGCAACAGAUGUGGCUAAGGAAGCUGCAGAUUUGAUCCUCGUCGACGAUAACUUCUCGACCAUCCUACCCGCAAUUGAGGAAGGAAAGACGAUCUUCUACAAUAUUCAAAACUUUUUAGCAUUCCAACUUUCGACGGCCGUUGCUGCAUUAAGCCUGAUUACCAUCUCGACCAUCUUGGGCUUGCCUGCACCAUUGAAUGCGAUGCAGAUCUUGUUCAUCAAUAUCUUGAUGGAUGGGCCUCCUUCUCAAUCGCUUGGAGUCGAUCCAGUCAACAAAGAAGUCAUGAAACGUAAACCGAGAUCGAAACAUUCGGCGGUUUUGACGAUCCGACUGCUGUACCGGAUCGGCUUCUCAGCAAUCAUGAUCAUCGGAGGCACCUUAUUCAUCUAUCUGUUCGAUUUGAAAGGGCCAGAAGUGGGACAGAGAGACCAAACGGUGACCUUUACUUCCUUCGUCUUCUUGGACCUUAUCUCAGCCAUCCAGAAUAGAGGCUUGAAUGUCGACCUGUUUCCUAGGAGUCUUAAGCACCAGAUCCAAGGCUUCAUCCAAUACAAGAUCCCGGCAUUCUUCAGUCGGGCUUCACGGAAGAUCUACCAUCCUAUAAGCCGAACAACAUCCUCCCAUCAUCAUUUGGUCAAUCGAGACGAACGGGUAGUCAAAACUCAUAAUCCAAUCCUGUUGAUCACCGUCUUGGUCUCCUUCUUGAGUCUCUUAAUGAUCAUCUAUCUUCCAGUCUUACAGAAAAUCUUUCAAACCCAAGCGCUCGAUCAACGUGAUCUGGUCCUUCUACUUGCGUUGGGAUCCGUUAGCUUCGCUUGUCAUGAGAUUCGUAGAUACUUUGAACGGCUUAUCGAGAAAAAUGAAAACGAUUCUCUCCUUAAUCUGAACUUUUAAUCUCACUUUCAAUUCCUUCCCUCUUUUCUUCUGUUCUUUUGUUUUUUUUUCUCGCCCUCUUUGAUUUGGUUUUGAUUUACUUGCAUCCAUCUAUAAAUAUAUCUCCUUUUUUGUAACUCUUUCUUUUUGCUUAAAAAAUCUUAGAUCAUGUUUUUCUUUUUUCUUUAAUCCAAAAAACUCAAACUCAAAAGAUCUAUCUAGU
Puccinia graminis f. sp. tritici CRL 75-36-700-3 is the source of this 3415-nucleotide messenger RNA. Its product is annotated as Ca2+-transporting ATPase. Gene Ontology annotation, biological process: intracellular calcium ion homeostasis; manganese ion transport; calcium ion transmembrane transport. Bases 37 to 3213 code for a protein of 1058 amino acids. Gene Ontology annotation, cellular component: endoplasmic reticulum; Golgi membrane; plasma membrane. Lineage: Eukaryota; Fungi; Basidiomycota; Pucciniomycetes; Pucciniales; Pucciniaceae. The transcript is spliced from 3 exons. The record is from RefSeq and is a predicted model, not a curated record. Gene Ontology annotation, molecular function: ATP binding; P-type calcium transporter activity; ATP hydrolysis activity.